AUGUCUCCGCUGCGCUGGGGCGCUUGGCUGCUGCUGCUCGCCGGCCCCGCAGCCUCCACCGCCAGCCCGGCAGACGAGAGCGGCGGGGCGCGGGGCGGGGGCCGCGGGGACGGGGAACGUGGGGCCGGGGACGAGCCGCAGCGGCAGCACCACGACUCCUCGUACGGCACCUUCGCCAGCGAGUUCUACGACCUGCGCUACCUCUCCGAGGAGGGUUACCCUUUCCCUACUGCUCCUCCUGUGGAUCCAUUUGCAAAAAUUAGAGUGGAUGAUUGUGGAAAAACCAAGGGAUGCUUUAGGUAUGGUAAACCUGGAUGUAAUGCCGAGACUUGUGACUACUUUCUCAGUUAUCGUAGAAUAGGAGCCGAUGUCGAGUUCGAGUUGAGUGCUGACACUGAUGGCUGGGUGGCAGUAGGAUUUUCUUCAGACAAGAAAAUGGGCGGAGAUGACGUUAUGGCUUGUGUUCAUGAUGAUAAUGGAAGGGUCCGAAUACAGCACUUUUAUAAUGUUGGUCAGUGGGCUAAAGAGAUCCAGCGAAAUCCAGCUAGAGAUGAAGAAGGGAUUUUUGAAAAUAACCGUGUGACUUGUCGAUUUAAACGUCCUGUGUAUGUUCCCAGAGAUGAAACUAUUGUAGAUCUUCACUUGAGCUGGUACUAUUUGUUUGCUUGGGGUCCAGCAAUUCAGGGUUCUAUAACUCGGCAUGACAUAGACUCACCGCCUGUAUCAGAGCGUGUUGUCAGUAUUUACAAGUAUGAAGACAUUUUUAUGCCAUCAGCUGCCUAUCAAACCUUUUCUUCUCCAUUCUGUUUGCUUCUUAUUGUUGCACUGACCUUUUAUUUAUUGAUGGGAACCCCAUGAUCACAGCUGGAUAUAUAUGGAAGAUUGUGAGAAUUUGUUAGUGAGAGUUCCUCAGGAUGGAUGCAUUUUCUGUUGGAAUUCAUAUCACAUCGUCUAGCUGCUUUGUUGACAAUUUCAUCUUCUCAGCAAGGAGAUAACCUCUCCUUUGAGCAGUAAAGGUGUGCCAAAUAAUUAAGAAUAAUCAAGGAGCAAGUAACAAACCAUUUCCAGUGUAACUACUAGUUGUUUAAUGAAAAAUACUUUUGUAAAGUGUGUGUGUGUGUAUGUUGGGGGGAAUUUAGUAAUGGACAUGUAGAAUCAAAUUAUUUAAUACACAGUUUCCUUCAAGAAAUAAAAGUUGGGGAAAUAUUUUCUGUUAAAUACUUGUGGUGCAGAUAGCACACCUGUUUCUGAACUCAGAGUCAGGGUAAUGUCACAGCACUGAUGUUUAAUAAGGACUGCUUUGUGAUAAUGGGCUUUCAUCUCCCAAAAUACUUCGAAUUUGACAAAAGCAACUCACAGGCCUAAAUGGUUCUGGUGCUUUCCAAAACCAGAAAAUGCUUCACGUUCCCAGUACAAACAAAAUUAAACUUUCCAUUACAGAAUUCUAAUAAUUGUCUGUACUAUAAAAAUAAUUCUUAGACACAGCCAUACUUAAGAAGCUUUUUAUUAAUGAGAGAUGAUGGUAAAUAAACAAGGAUAAAGAAAAUUAAUGCUGGUAUAAAUUCUUCAUGAUACAGAAAAAUUCCUAAAAAUAUAGAAGCCCCUGCAAGCCAUAAGACAUCUUCCAAUAGGCAAAGUAUGUUUCUUUUUUUAUGAAAAAAUGUUACUUAGAUGUAAAUGUCUUUUAAACAGCUGUUUUGCAGUAACCCUAAGGUGUCUGUUCUCACCUUGCUAUGUGC
This is a messenger RNA of Mauremys mutica (yellowpond turtle), 1739 nucleotides long. It is a transcript of the gene FRRS1L, whose product is annotated as ferric chelate reductase 1 like. Bases 1 to 858 code for a protein of 285 amino acids. The record is from RefSeq and is a predicted model, not a curated record. The transcript is spliced from 5 exons. NCBI's taxonomy places the organism in Eukaryota, Metazoa, Chordata, Testudines, Geoemydidae. Gene Ontology annotation, biological process: regulation of glutamate receptor signaling pathway.